CCUUGGAACACUUACGGUUAAUGAGCGAGGGUAUAAUCUUGAGUUGCAUCAUCCCAAUAUCUCAACUAUGAUCAUGUGAUGAUCCCAAGCUUGUGGAUACAAUAGCAUUCAGCUGUCCAGCAUGACGAAGAAACACAAAAUUAGAAAGUCCAGGCAUCUACUGGAGAACAAAAAGGGUGUUGAUGAGAAUGUGGAGCAAAUUCUACGAAUGAUCGGAGAAGAGAAUCAGCUGGCUGAAAGUGAAGCAGAUGAUUCUGGAAAUUCCUUCAAGAAAUCAAAGCUAUCUUCCCUUGUAAAGGGUUUCCACAAAGACUAUCAAUACCUUCACAAGCACUGCAAACAGCUAAUCAGUAAACUAGAAAACACUGGUCACAGUUCCAGUGGUUCAGAUUCAUCUGGUUCAGACUCGGAAGCAGACAGAUCAGAUAAUGAUGUUCCUAAGCCAAAAGCAGACACAGCCAAUGAAGAAGAUGGUUGGGAGCAAAUCCUUGUUGGAGAACAUGAAAGUGAAUUACAGAGUAUGGAGGAAGAAAUUCAGAAGCUGAAACAAAAUGCAGAAGAAAAAACGAAGGAAAUAUCUGAUCUGAAGAAGCUAUUGGAUAAAGCAAUAACGGACAAAGAAGCCAGUAGAGUAGAAUUAUCAUCAGAUGUUGCAAAUUUGUCAUCCGAUAACGAACAGCUCAAAUUAUUGGUUGAAGGUGCAGAGAAAGAGGUGGCAGAAUCGCUGAAGAGAAAAACAGUCAUGGAGAAUGAGAUCAAAAUAUUAUCCGACGAGAAGCAAAUAAUCGCAAGAGAGAGAGAUGGCCUCAAGAUUUCAAUUGUAGACCUGGAGAACAAGAGGGAAGAUAUGGGCAACCAACUGCGAGAUACAGUGGAGAAAUCCAAGUCUUUGUCAUCCCACCUUGAGAAGGCCCAGUUAGCUGAGAAAGAAGUGCAGACCUUGUUAUCAGAAAUCCAAGAAUCCAAGAAUGAGAACUUGAUGCUGUCAGUGCAAUGUGAUAACCUGAAAGCAAAAGAGGAGAAUUUGCAUACUGAGUGUUCCGAACUGAGGGAAACUCUUGUUGAAACAAAAACUGAAAAUGAUAUCUUGAUUGGAGAAAACAAUUCACUGGAAAGCAAGCUUCAACAUUUAACAAUACAGAUAGAUAAUUUGACAGUGGAGAAAGAGGAUCUAAUGAACAAUCUGAGCAAGGAACUUGGAGCUGCACAAGAAGAAAAAUCAAUACUAGAAUCAGAACAUUCCAAUUGUUUGAAUGAGUUGGAGAUGGCACAAUGCAGCGUCAAAGAACUAGAGAAGGAAAUGGAAUCAACAAAACUUGCUCUGAAUGAUAAUAUUGCAGAGCUAGAGAAAGAGAAGCAUUCUGCGGCAUUAGAGCAAAAUCAGUUAGAAGCUUCUCUGAAGAAACUUGAGAAUGAGUUCGAACAGCAACUUGAGCGAAUUUCCGUUAUGGAGAAGAAUAACGAGAACCUGGAGUUGGUGAAUUCAAGUCUACAAAAUGAACUAGCAGCAGUACAGGCAAAGAAUGAAGCUGUUGCUUCUACUGUUGAUCUUGAAAGUAAGUUACAACAACAAAACCAACAAAUUUCAAUUCUUCACGAGGCCAUUGAAGAUCUCAGAGCAGCGAAGAAUGAUAUGUAUAAUGAGGUUAUAGUUCACCUGGAGGAAAAAAUGCAGCACUUGCUCAGUUCUGACCAGUCGGAGGUUUACCUCAAGAAUCUUCAGAGUGAAAUGGAACAGAAACAGAACCAAAUUUCAGUUUUUCAGCAAGCUAAUGAUGAACUGAAGGAGAAAAUUUCUAGCUUGGAUAGGCAGCUAGAGGAUGCUAAGACUAAUAUGCAAGAGGAGAUCAUUCUGUUACAAGGAGAGAAGGAACAAACCCUUGAUAAUUUACAAAAGUCAAAUGCUUCAGUCAAGAGACUUGAAUAUGAGUUAGAGCAGCAAAGAGAAAACAACUAUAUUCUACAGCUUGCCAAUGAAGAUCUGAAGAAGAGUAACUCUAACCUGAAGAAACAAAAUGAAGAGGCCAUGGUUAGUUUCCAUGCUGAAAUUGUAGCAAUUCAAGACGAGAAGAAUAAAACCCUCUCAGAGUUGCAGCAGUCCUUGGUUUCCACUGAGAAUCUUAGAAUUGAGUUAGAUCAAGGGCGAGAACAAAUUUCGAUCUUGCAUCUAGCUAAUGAAGACAUGAAGAAUAGCAAUGCUAGCUUGAACAAGCAAUGGGAGGAAUCAAGGAGCAGCUUGCUUGAGGAGAUUGUAACACUACGUGGAGAGAAGGAGACAGCCCUGUCAGAGUUACAGGAGUCCCACGCUUCCACCAGGAACCUUGAGAUAGAGGUAGAAAAGCAAAGUGCAAGUGUUUCAGCUCUACAGCAAGCUAAUGAUGACUUACAGAACAAGAUCAGUUCCCUGACCGAACAAUUUGAAAAAACCAAGGUUGAGUUGCAGAAGGAGAUUAAAGUGACACAAGAAGAGAAAGAUAAGGUAAUAACCCAACUAAAACAGUCAGAGUUUUCUGUUAAGAACCUUGAGUGUGAGAUAGCUCGGUUGAAGGAGGAUCUUUCAAUUCAGCUAGAAAACAAUUCCACCUUGGAAAAGCAAUUGGAAGAAUCAAGGACCAGUCUGCGCAUGGAUAUUCUAGCACUUCGUGAAGAGAAGGAAACAGCCCUGUCAGACUUACAGCAGUCUCAAGCUUCUGUGAGAAGCUUUGAGAGAGAUCUAGAAAAGCAAAGUCAGACCAUUUCAGCAUUACAGAAAGCUAAUGAGGGUUCACAACAGAACAACUCCGUCUUGACGAAACAGUUGGAAGAAGUUAAGGUUGAGUUACAGAGGAAGGUUGAGGUAGCACAGGAAGAGAAGGAUACAUUAUUAACACAACUAAAACAGUCAGAGUCUUCUUUCAAGAAUCUUGAGAGUGAGAUGGUGCAGCUGAAGGAGGAUCACUUGGUUCAGCUGGAAAACAAUUCCAGCUUGGAAAAACAGUUUGAAGAGGCAAUAUUAAAAGUUUCAAACUUGCAUGAGAAACUCGAGAAGGUUCAGGCUGAUGCAGCUAGUCAAAUUAAUGACAUGAAUAGUAACGCAAAAGAUUUACAGAAGAUAACUGAUACAUUGUCAUCUCAGAAGACCAAGGUGGAGGGGGAUCUGAAAAAUAUGAUUCAAACAUGCACCGAAAACAUGUCACUCAUGAGUGAAUUUGAAGAUAGAGUUAAGCAGAAAAUUACAGGUCUUGAAACAAAACUUGGUGGUCUCCAGCAGAGCCUCAGAGGGAUACUUAGUGCUUAUCAGAGACACCAGCACCAAUAUGACGAGGUGUGCGUAAAGGUGUCCCAGCUUGAAGUACUUAAGAAAAAUCAGAUUGAAAAGAUAAAUAUGCUAGAGGAGAAAAGCACAGAAAUUUUGGUGAAACAUCGGCAUUUGGAAGAGGAAAAGCUAUAUGCAAACAAGGAGAAUGAAAAUUUGCAGAAGCAAGUCCAGGAAAGUGAAAACCAGCUCCAACUAGCCAAGCAGAAGCUUAAAGUAACUGAAGCAGACAGCAAAUGCAAAGAAGACAACUAUGUAGUGGAAGUGGAAAAAUCACAGGCAAAGAUCAGGCAUCUUGAACAGGAAGCACAACAGUUUUCUGGAAGGAUCAGCACGCUGGAAGGAACUCUUGCGCAAAUAAAAGAAAGCUCCAAGUUGAUGAUCUCUAAAUUGGCUGGUCAAUUAGAUAAUCUCGAAUCACACUCCAGCAAAAGUUCUAUACACUUCAUUACCCGCUUAUCUGCGUGCAGUGAAGAGCUCAGUGUCCUAAAGAACAUGUUACGCAAUCAUCUUGAUGAGCAGAAGAAAGUGCUCAAGGAAAAUGAUGAGCUGUCUUAUAGUUUGAGAAACAAAGAAAAGGUGAUGUUAGAAAUGGUUAGGAAUGCUGCUGAAGCAGAUCAAAAGAUGGUUCAACUUGAGAAGAUAAUUGAAGAGAAAGAUGGCGAGCUAGCAGCUAGAGUGCAGGAGAAAAGAGAAGCCAUCAAGCAGUUGAGUGACACAAUUGAUUACCAUAAGAACAACACCGAUGAUCUGGUCCGCUACAUUCGCAGCCACAACCGUCCUCGCCUUCCAUUUUGCCUGUAAAUCUGCUUACCAAAAAGUUCAUUGCCAGUGCAUGUAAAGGUAGCAGCUUAGCUGUGAACAUAAAUACAUAAUUAUUGCCAAAGUAAUUUUUUCAUGUAUCACACAUGGUGCUCGAAUACAUUAUGGAUGUAGUCAAAUAGGCUGUGGCUUGUGUAUCCGAUUGGCAUUGGGUGUGCUAAAACACCUUUGUUCCUUCUAUUUUAUUAUUCUAUUGGAAUAUGGCUGAAGACUGAGUUUGCUGCUCUGAA
Molecule: messenger RNA, 4347 nt
Organism: Lolium rigidum
Lineage: Eukaryota; Viridiplantae; Streptophyta; Magnoliopsida; Poales; Poaceae
Product: putative leucine-rich repeat-containing protein DDB_G0290503
Molecular function (GO): actin binding
Source: RefSeq, a predicted model, not a curated record